AUGAGAGGCCGAAGAAAAGUUGAAGUGGAUAAAGCUAAUGGACAAAUUGCAAACAAUAAAUUAUCUUCCAUUCGUUUAUCAUUUUUUGUUGUAUUUGUAAUAUUUGUGGUUUAUGAUGUCAGUAAAUUUAUUUUGGCAAAAGAUAGACCACUAAUUGAAACUAAAUUUGAUAUUGGAACACAAGCUUUGAUAUCAGAAAUUGUUGUUUGUGGACCAAAUAUGAAUGUUCAACCUAAAUGUUUUAUGGGUUUGUCUGGUAAUACCACAAAAGAAUGUGAUGCAUCAUGGUGGAGUCAGUGUCCUUUAGAACAAUUCAAAUUUAUAUUCCUUGACACUUCCAAUGAAAACUGUUAUAUUUUGACAACAUCAAAUUCAUCACAAUUCAAGCCAAAUGUCAUUGAAGAAUUAAAUAUUCAAAUGAAACUACAAACUUUACUUCCUGAUUCAUCAUUGGGUACAAUUUGUAAUUUUUUGGCCAUGUCACAAAAUCCAUUUCAUGUUCAUCCUGAUUUUUUUAAUUUACCAGCGAAACGUUAUUCACAUUUUCAAGAAGGGAAUUGUACAAAUUGGUAA
This is a messenger RNA of Entrophospora sp. SA101, 573 nucleotides long. Lineage: Eukaryota; Fungi; Glomeromycota; Glomeromycetes; Entrophosporales; Entrophosporaceae. The record is from the annotation of a GenBank genome assembly.